AUGAACAACACUAAUAAAAAACCGAAAUCGGGAAGACCAGAAGAUGAGGAGGCAAAGCUUAGACAAAGGAUCCGAGACAUUUUGGAUGGAAAAUUCGUUACUCUAUUAAUGGCUAGCGUAACCCUUUGGGCUUUAUUUGGAGAUGACAUAAGGCUUCUAUCCACAGACAAAAGUGCAGACGACUAUUUCUUUGCCUCCUAUGUAAUCAUGCUUUUCUUAUUUAUCUUAGAUAUUUUUUUCAACAGUUUAGUAGUGGAUGAGUAUAAAUACUCCUUUUUCUUCUGGCUUGACGUAAUUGCAGCGAUUUCGCUAAUUCCUGACAUUCCAUGAAUGUUUGACUACAUAACUACAAUUUUUGGUGGACUUCCUUAUACAGCUAAUGUCACAGUCAAUACAACAGGCCAAAGCCAAUCAGCUCAGUCCAUAGCCAAAAAGGUUCUUAAAUCAUUCAGACUUAUUCGAUUGGUUCGUAUUGUAAAGCUUUAUAAAUAUGUAACCAAACGAGACACUGAAGAGCAAGAGCAGCGACUUAAAGAAGCUCAAAAACUAGCCAAAACUGCAAGACAAGCUGCUAUGAACAGAGAAAUGGACCCUACAAGGCUCGGAAAAAUCCUUUCGGACACUACUACAAGAAGAGUGAUCAUUGUUGUCCUUCUCAUGGUCAUCUUCAUACCUAUCAUGCAAUCUACAGAAAGUGACAAUGCCCCUACAUAUGGUCUCCAGCAGCUUUUCUGGAUGGGAAGGAGCGCUUGCUUACUUACUUAGUUACAUAGUUUUUAAGGUGUCUAGUGCCCACACCCCUUAAUAAAAAAGGGUCAAAGCGACAACUAGUGACGUCACCAAGCCAUCUUGGAAUAUGUGGUCAGCCCACACCCAAGCCUUCUAUAAGGCUAGUCGCCAGAUAAAUCGCCGCACAUCUCACCCGGGCGCGUUGCCGUCGCUCGUCCAGACUCAGCUCCUGCGCGUGUUCCGCCUAAGGGUCAUCCUCCCGUGGGGACGUGCUGAGAGGUAAAACUCCGAAAUCUUGAGUGCACUGAGGAGUCGUGCCUUUGGUUAUCCCCAAAGUUUAAACGACUAUUGCUGUGCAGAAGUUCUCGAGAGAAAACCCAACCCCAUAAAUAAAAUGGCAUUCGGUUCGAGAGAAAUUGGCUCUGCCAAUUUUCUCUCCCUCAUGGAAUUUUAUUUAUGGGAAGGAGCGCUUGCACAAGCUCUGACCAAUUUGAAUGCAGCGACCCCAACAAAAUCCACUGGGAGACCAACUUCGGAUGGUAUGAGCUUGUGUACCGCUAUACCUUAUGUACUGAAGAAACUGACGGAGACAGUGCCCAAUAUCCUCUGCUAUGGAUGUAUUUACCUGACUAUUUCGAAAACGGCGAAAUCCAUGAAAUAACUAGCAUUAAAAAAAGUGACUUGUCAGGAAUCGCAUGAAACCAAAGUGAAAACUGUUCAGGAAAAUCUGUAGGUUCUGAUUGCCAUUUGCGAGAUGUUGAAAUGCUGCUUGCUGUUUAUACGCCUGAUGAAUGCACUGACGGUGAUGUUGCAGGGUGUAAAAAUCUUCAAGCUUACGCAAGGUUCAAUAUCAAAAGUCAGAGUGAGAACGAGGCCCUAAUGAACGUUUUUACAACAAUUUUUGUAGGGAUUAUUCUAGCUGUUGCUGCUGUAGCAUUUACUGCUGAUACUCAAACCAUUUUAAUUGUUCCAAUUACAAAGAUGGUCUUGAUUAUUAAAUCUUUAGCUGACGACCCUUUAAAAAAGAUCGAAAAAGAAGAAAAGACUGAAGAUUCUGAUAUAAGAAAAGAAGAGACCACAUAUGUACUUGAAGAAACUGUAGCUAAAAUAAGCUCCCUAUUACAAUUGUCAUUUGGCGAAGACGGCGCUGAUAUUUUAAGCAAAAAUAUGAUGAGCGGCGAAGGAGAACUUAAUUUAAUGCGCCCUGGGAAUAAAGUUUCAAUCGUAAUUCAAAUAAUAAACGUAGAAAACUUCACAACUAUUUCAGAGUGUCUCCAAGAAGAAUCUCCUAUCUUUAUCAAUAAACUUAGCAAUAUUAUCCAUGCUUGUUGCAAAGAAUGGGGCGGAUUGGUAUCAAAAAAUAUCCAAGGCUCAUUUUUACUUGUAUGGAGACUUCCAGAAGUAACUGACAAAGAUACUGAUGAAGACGACUUAACGAAUCCUGCGAUGCAGAGAACUGACAUUGCAAACCGUUCAUUGGUGUCAGCUAUUAAAACUCUUGCAGAAAUAAGGAGAGCUAGCGACAUCCAAGCUUAUAAAGUUCAUCCACGGAUAAUCUCAAGAUUUGGCCCUACAUAUUCUACAGAUAUCACAAUAGGCAUCCACAUUGGCUGGUCUAUUGAAGGAGUCAUCGGCUCUGAAUCCAAAAUAGACCCAGCCUACUUAUCACCUCAUAUCUCAGUUGGCUAUAACCUUGUUGAAGCCAGAAAAGAGUAUGGCAGCACAGUCCUUAUGAGUGAGGAUUUCUAUGGGUACCUAUCAGUUAAAGCAAAAACUUGUUGUAGAAGGAUUGAUACUGUAUAUGUAAAUUACCUGCCUAAUACAUUUGGGCUCUACUCCUUUGAUAUCACUGAAAAAGAGCUUCCAGUCCCAGAAACCCACCAACUUGGAAAAUUAAUAAAACUCCAAAAGCUUGACUCGGUGAACGUCGAAAGCUUCCAGCAUAAAGGUGUCGACUACAUGUUUACACUAGACUCAGACAUUGUAGGGAUGCAGCAAGAUAUCCCACAGCAUUUCUUUGACUCCUUCAGACAUGCCUAUGUCGACUAUAUCUCAGGACAAUGGGAGGAAGCCAAAGAAUUUUUGGAAAAGGCUCUUUCGUAUUUGCAUGAAGAUGGCCCUGCGCUUUCGAUAAAGAAAUUUAUUGAGGAGAAAGGGAAGCCAGCUGAGGAUUGGCCGAAAUCAAGAGAAUUAUAA
Molecule: messenger RNA, 2925 nt
Organism: Blepharisma stoltei
Lineage: Eukaryota; Ciliophora; Heterotrichea; Heterotrichida; Blepharismidae
Source: the annotation of a GenBank genome assembly